AUGGCCAACCCUAAAAAUCUAGUUCACGCUUUCCCAACCCUUCUCUUCGUCGCCUUAGUUGUCUCGGGACAUACAUCCGCGAGACCCCUAGACGGUGAUAACGUCAGAGUGAUUACUCCCGACGAGAAGAAAAACACGCCGCAAGUUGAUUCACCAGUCAUCUUGUCCUACGAUCGCAAUUACAAGGUAAGCGUGAAACCGGAAGAACAACCCGUGGUGGUCCAAUCCCCCGCGGAGAUCAAACAUGUGGACCCAGAAAAUUUGCCACAUGUCAUCCCGUCUAAUCCUGACGAGAAGAAAAACGCGCCAUCGGUAGAUAUACCCAUUGUCAUCUUGUCUAACGAUAAGAAGGAACGCGCGGUACAAGAAAAAAUACCCAUUGUCAUCCCGUCUUUAGGUGGGAAGGGGGCAUCGGAAAAGUUGCCGGUAGUUAUCCCGUCUUUUGGUGGGAAAGCAAGUGGCGGGGCAUCGGAGAAGUUGCCAGUGGUUAUCCCGUCUUCUGGUGGGAAGGCAAGCAAGGCAUCGGAAAAGUUGCCGGUGGUCAUCCCGUCUGGCAAAAAGCCACUUCCUCCACCUUCGGCCCUGAGCCCAGGAACCAAUGGUGGUUCCUACUAG
This is a messenger RNA of Striga asiatica, 615 nucleotides long. Lineage: Eukaryota; Viridiplantae; Streptophyta; Magnoliopsida; Lamiales; Orobanchaceae. The record is from the annotation of a GenBank genome assembly.